Messenger RNA from Bursaphelenchus xylophilus (pine wood nematode), 1006 nucleotides. The record is from the annotation of a GenBank genome assembly. Lineage: Eukaryota; Metazoa; Nematoda; Chromadorea; Rhabditida; Aphelenchoididae.
AUGGGUAAUCAGAUAUCGGAAUACAAAAAGGAGUUCCUCGAAAAGAAGAAAGCUGAACAUCGAGAGAAAGCGAAGCUUUACGAAGUCAAGUCGAGGAUCGUGGACUACUCCAAGAAUGAGGAGAAGACGGGAUUCGAGAGAUUAAAACAGUUUUAUGAUGCGGAUACUGUAUCCAUGGAAAGAUACAUGGUCGUAACUGGUGCUAAGCUCACAUUUUUGGUUACAUUCUUAAUGGGAGGAAUGUUAUCCAGCAAAGAAGUUGAAAAAAGAAUUGAAGUUUAUAGUCAAGGGAAGAACUUUGGUAGCGCCAGAAAUAAAUUUGUAAGUUGGUCUUUGAAUACUUGAACAUUGUUUUAGGCAAGGCAAACAGACUUAAAAAUUUUGCAAUUUAUGAAGAACGGCUUCAAGUAUUCGUUUAAAUGUGUUUUUGCUACCGGGGCUCUAUUGUAAGUGUAUAUCUUUUUUCUUUUAUAUAGUCGUAAUAGACUCGUGAACACCCAUCUGAUUCUCUACAAAAACAAGUUCGAAUACUGGUAUCCUCCACUGGCUACAGGUGCGUCAAGCUUGCUUUUGCAAGGAGGUUAGUCCUUUUUCUCACUUUCUUUUUAUUUCAGCCACAGUGACGGGAACAUUAGCUGUGCCUCUUGGCAUUCAUGGAAUUGUUCAAGCUGGAGUCAUGGGAUUGACUGGAGGGUAAGCAAGAGACUUAAGUACAAUGUUUGAAGUUUUGAUCAUUCAUGUAAAUGGUUUUAGAGGAAUCAUCUCAGCAUCAGUAUUCCUCUACAGCCUUUAUCGGAAUUUGGAUUCUCCAGAUUUAGCGUACAAAGAAUUCAGGAAAUCUGUAGAGAAGGAACUUGAUGAUCAUCAAAAGCACGUGUGCCGAGUUCGGAACUUUAUGAAACAAGAAGGAAUUUCAACCCAGAUUGUGGCUGAAUAUAAAUUAAAGAAGAGGGAUGAAGAGUCGCAAUUAAGUUCGGGCUUGGAUAACAUCAGUGAUGAAGAUUAG